AAAUCUUACGUUAUUUUGAGCGGCCUAGGUGGCUUCGGGGUGGAAUUAGCUGACUGGCUGAUUCCUCGGGGUGCCCGAAAUCUAUUGCUGAUUUCGCGAACCGGAAUACGAAACGGAUAUCAGCGUUCGAGGGUGGAAUUAUGGAAGUCCUACGGGGUAAAUAUUCAAAUCACUGCAUGUGCUGACGUGUCCGAUCCCAAGGAUUGUGCGGUUAUUUUGAAAUCCGCUGCGGGACUGGGACCCGUGGACGCUAUAUUCAACCUCGCAGUUGUACUCAGAGAUUCUAUCUACAAGAACCAAACCGCAGAAACUUUCGAAGAGUCAUUCAAGCCGAAGGCAAGGGCCACGAAAAUGUUGGACGAGCUCUCGAGGAAGAUAUGCCCAGAUUUCCGACAUUUCGUCGUUUUCUUGUCCGUCUCAUGCGGCCGAGGAAACGCUGGGCAAACUAAU
Dinoponera quadriceps is the source of this 450-nucleotide messenger RNA. RefSeq names its product fatty acid synthase-like. The annotation marks the transcript as partial. The transcript has a single exon. The record is from RefSeq and is a predicted model, not a curated record. Gene Ontology annotation, molecular function: fatty acid synthase activity. Gene Ontology annotation, biological process: fatty acid biosynthetic process. NCBI's taxonomy places the organism in Eukaryota, Metazoa, Arthropoda, Insecta, Hymenoptera, Formicidae.